Molecule: messenger RNA, 930 nt
Organism: Manihot esculenta (cassava)
Lineage: Eukaryota; Viridiplantae; Streptophyta; Magnoliopsida; Malpighiales; Euphorbiaceae
Exons: 3
Coding region: 337-726 (129 amino acids)
Source: RefSeq, a predicted model, not a curated record
GAAAAAGACAAACAGAAGCAAGAUGAAUGUUGCAGAAUUAAUACUUGGACCAAAUGAAUUGUAGGCCAGAUAGCGAAAUAGAGCAAAGUUAGGAGUCAAGCCCCCCCAAUCCUUCUUUCACUCUUAGCCACCCAAAUGCUUGUCUCUUUCACUUGGGAGUGAUUUCUCACUUCAAACUCUCUAUAAUCAUGUGGCUAAUCUUUAAACUAAAUGUCUAAUUUUUAUUUUCAAUGAGGGCUAAAGAGAUGAUCAUAAAACUGGGAUUGCAACUCACCUCAAAGUUGCUACUUGUCUUUUGCUUAUUGUGACUUUUGUUUUAGAGAGAAAAAGGAGACUAUGUAUCAUCUUCCAGUCAAAAGUAACCUUGUUGAUUCAAGUUCAGACACAACCAAGCUUGGCUUUCGAGGUAAUAACCAACCCCUCUGCCCAAAGCCUCGCCGCCUCGGACCUACCAUCCCUGAAUUUCUCAAAUGCACCAAACACAGCCAACCGAUUUCUGAUGGAAGGACUGGAAUUCUGAACCUGAUUACUGAUAAGGGAAUUGAUGGUAGAGAAUCUAUAUGCAGUGGAUGCUCACCAUCUUGUUACUCAGGAUCUCCGCCAGGAAGAACAGAUAAUCCAUUAGUUCAUGACGUGCAUUUCAUCCAUCAAAUGGAGCUUCUUUCGCCAUUUACAAGAACCAAGCUUUCUGAUAAGUUUGGAUUCACCUCUGCAUCUCCCAUUUGAGUCUCACCACUCAAAAUAGAGUGUUGAGAGAAUUGAGUAUCAUCCAUGAAAUGGGAUUUCCUAAACCAGAAAAUGUCAUUUCUUUUUUGAGAAUUUUUUUGUAGUGUUAAGUAAUUAGUAUGAGUUUUUUUUUUGUUCUAACCCAAAUCAUGCAUUGUCGGUUUUCUUUCUGUAAGUGCUAUGAGACGGACAGACUCUUUUAUA